Molecule: messenger RNA, 228 nt
Organism: Necator americanus (New World hookworm)
Lineage: Eukaryota; Metazoa; Nematoda; Chromadorea; Rhabditida; Ancylostomatidae
Exons: 2
Coding region: 1-228 (75 amino acids)
Source: RefSeq, a predicted model, not a curated record
AUGUCGGUGGUCUCGUUGCCCGAUGACCAGUACGUGUUUUCCGUUGGCAUCCGCACAUCGACAGUACCGUCUACGAUGGUAGGGGCUAGACCAAAGAGGAAUGAGGACCGUACAUCUGCCCUCACUUUUGCACAGGACAUCUGCCCUCGCUUUUGCACCGAUUUCGGCAAUCAAUCAGACAUUUCUUAUGCAUAUGGAGUAUGGUUGACAUGCAGUCUAUCGAUCUAA